GAAAUAGAUCUUGGAUUCAUUUCAACAUGGCCGAGUAUGAUACUUUUCGCGGAGGACGUAGUGGGGGGUACAACAGCUAUGACAACAGCUAUGGUGGGCGCCGUGGUGGGAACAGGGGAUCAAAGCCCCUCCCUACGGAACCUCCCUACACUGUAUAUGUAGGUAGCCUGCCUCUACAGGUUGUACAGGGCGACCUUGAACUCAUCUUCAAAGACCUGAAAGUUCGCAGCGUGAGAUUAGUUCGAGAUCGAGAAACGGAUGUCUUCAAAGGUUUUGCUUAUGUGGAGUUCGAGGAUCUAAAUUCUCUACAGGAAGCGCUGACCUUUGAUGGAGCUCUCUUUGAAGAUAAAAACAUACGUGUCGAUAUAGCAGAAGGUCGUAAGGAUGGCAGAGGUCGUGGGGGAGGCCGAGGAGGCCCUCAAGGGGGCUUUGGUCGAGGGGGUCGGGGACCGGGUUUCGACAGAGGCUCAAGAGGAGGGCCAAGGGGUGGUGGUGGAAUGGGGGGCGGUGGAAUGGGGGGCAGCAGGGACGGUGGCUACAGAAGUGCUGGUCGUGGAGGUUAUGAUCGUGAACGUGACAGUGGUUUUGGAGGCCGUCCCCGGCAGCGGAGAGACAGCGACAACAGAGAGGAGUUGAGGGAAGCUUCACCAGAGUCAGCGGCCCAACGCCCCAGGUUGAAGUUGUUGCCUCGAACUGUGAAGGCACCUGUCAACGCCCUAGUGGAAACCUCAAGGAAUGCAAGUAUCUUUGGUACAGGCCGCCCAAGGGAGGGAGCUGACGACGACGGCACACCUGAGCAGCGCAGCAGGAACACCAGUGAAAGUAGCCAGCAUUGAAUGGCAGGGUAGCAGUUUUCGUCUUAUGUCAAGGUUGAGGUUGUGUGGCCAGACUAAUGCUGAGUGGGCUGCCUGCGUUGUUACCAUGACAACACAACCCUGGCAAUUCCAUGGCAACAGCCCCAUUGUUUCAUUCAUAUCAGAGCUGCUUACACAGCUGUUGGCUAGGUAACCUGGCCACGACAACUUGGACAGGAUGACGUAUUUAUUGUGUCUCAUGUUCUCAUCACACGUGAUAGCUGCAGCCACUGGGCUGUUUUGUUACAGAUACUACUUCCCUACAGCAGCAGAAGCAGUGGUCAGGUUGUUGAGCGUGCUGAUCGUCUGCCUGCCUAGCCAGGAUCUCUGACACUGCAUGCUACUUUCUUAAAACUCUUUCACAUGACAGUAUGAAAUUCAGGGGGAUAUGAAUUGCUUGUAAGGACAGAUAUACAAGAUUUCUCGGUUUUGUUUUUUUCCUAAUGGAUAGUUAGGUACAAAUUACUCUCAGUAUGGGUUGGUAUUGGUUUUGACUCCAGCUAUUCUGUAUUAUUUACGUCUGUUAAGAUGUUGAUUUUUAUGGAAGACUGUACUCUGUUUUCAGAAGAAUGUGUUGUGUGGGAAAUACUAUCGACAGUCGUCCAUGAGUGUAAUCUGUGGGACUUAUGUUGUCGGUGUGUUUAAUACACAUCUACCAUGUGGUCAUUGUUUCAUAGAUUUUGCAGCCAUUAGGAAAGAUCUUGGCAAUGUAGUCAAGUGAACUUAUUUGUGUAUGGCAACCAAAGACUGUCAAAAAAUGUUUUCCAGUUUUCUUUUUGAAACCGAUGUGAAGUAUUUUGUCUUUGAAAAAGAAAUAAAUUAAUUGUGUACAGUUUAGUGAUUAGUUGAAGCAUUCUUAUUGGAAUACGUCACCUUUGCAUGGAAUCUUACAAUGUAAGGUUCACCUGUUGCCAUUGUCAUUAGAUGAACAAUAUGAUUUGUUUGUGUGUCCGUUGGAUUUUAGCUUGAAAUAUUUUAAAUCUCCCGGAGCAAUUUCCUGAUAGGUUUCAGUGUAGGAAGUCUGGAGGAGCCUGUAUCUUUUCAUUAUUAAAUUGCAAAGUGUUUUAUUGUUUUAAAUGAAUACUAGCGUGCAGUUGGACUGCACAUCAAGCCCAUGUUCAUACUUCUAAUCACCGUAGUUCGCUGUACAAGUCAUAAUAUUGGAGAUAGUGCUAUUCAGUAAACCAUUUGUUACGCCAUCAUUUCCUGGAAAUAUCGAACACAUUUUAUCCACGUUGCGACAUAAAAACCCAUUUGUUUAUAUCCCUCAUCAAUCAUUACUUGCCAGGCUACAUAUACUGGGAAUGGGGGAUGGGUGGGUAGUCACAUGGGGGUGGGGUUGCUGUGUCGUUCAGGGUGGUGCCGAGUAGGUUGACGCAGGGGUGGGUGGGUGGUGUCUCAUAGAACGGCUCAGGUUGUGUAAUGACAGGUUUGGAGCUCCAUGAAAUAAGGAGCACCUGCAGGUGUUGCCAUGUGUUUCACUGUCCAGAUGUCCUCUCUUCAUCUGUUGGUCUGUCCAUUCAUCCAUCUGUCUGUCCAUCUGUUCACUGGGUCAAGGUGAACACAUGGUGACACUAGUAUCCUUGGCAUUCUCAUGCCAGCUCCAGAUCUGUGAGUGCAACAAGCUUUCAGAUCAGUGGGUGGGUGGGCUGCUUCUAGGGGAGGUAACUGGUGUGUCCUACCAUACAGUACCUUGAGCUUUGUGCUGGUCAGCCACCAGCAGUGUAAAAAGUGUUGGCACAAUUUUGUAAUAUGCCAAAUUAUUGUACAUUAAAGUUUGUCGAAUCAA
Molecule: messenger RNA, 2643 nt
Organism: Haliotis rubra (blacklip abalone)
Lineage: Eukaryota; Metazoa; Mollusca; Gastropoda; Lepetellida; Haliotidae
Product: eukaryotic translation initiation factor 4H-like
Exons: 9
Coding region: 27-836 (269 amino acids)
Molecular function (GO): RNA binding
Source: RefSeq, a predicted model, not a curated record